UUUAUUUACUCUAUAAUAUAGAUUGAGAUAGGUAGAAUUUAUGCUACCAUUUUAGUUGUACUAAAAUCAAAAGAUAGAAAAUGGUUGUCGAGGUAGCUGAUACUGGCAAGAAGGAAAAGGAAAUGCCUUUACCUGGAGCAUUCUUUGAACAAAGACAACAAGCACCGGGUUACGUUCCAAUCAGCCGACCAAGGAAGCGCGGCCGAUGUGCAUGUUACUUGUUCCUUGUCCUUACAAUUUGUUGUUUUUUGGCAACAUCAAUUUACUUCGGGAUAAAAUCGAGCCGACUUCACCAUGCAUUGAAACACCAACGAGCAAUGAUGUGCCCACCAAUGAGAAUCAUGGAUCUCUUUCCGAAUGGUAUGGAUGCCAUUGAAGGCAGACACCGUGAAGGUGGAUAUCAAGGAAAUUGGCGGCCAUGGCGCCAUCACGGUGGUGAUCGUGAUCAUGAUGGUGAUCGUGAUCAUGAUGGUGAUCGUGAUCAUGAUGGCGAUCGUGAUGAGGAUGGUGAUCAUGACGGAAACGAUGGAAUGAACGCUGAAGGAACACCAGAAAUGUGGCAAAAAAUGGCAACAAAAUUGGCCGAAUGCAUUAAAGUGGUCGAGGAAGAUGCAACCCUUGAAGAGGGAGUAAUCACUUUCGAUAUAAAUUCAGAAACCAUCACCAUCAACCUCAAAUGCGCCAAGUCAGUUAUGGCUAAAAUCAUGAGGAAUCUCUGGGCCAGAGGUUUUGGUCAAAUCAUGAAUUAAAGGAACGAGUGAAGAAAACUUUUAUGUACAUUCGUGCACAAUAAACAGCAGCCUUUUAUUCUUAAUACAUUAUGCUAUAGUGAUUCAUGGUUUUAGUUGUAACUUUUUCCAAUUGAAGUGAUAAAGACAUUCUGUUAUAUAGGUAUCGACUUUAUUCUGAUGUAAUUUCUAUAAGCCUAAAAACAGGGAAUAUUUUUAGGGCAUAAACUUCCCGUUUAUUAUUU
Messenger RNA from Ciona intestinalis (vase tunicate), 973 nucleotides. The record is from RefSeq and is a predicted model, not a curated record. NCBI's taxonomy places the organism in Eukaryota, Metazoa, Chordata, Ascidiacea, Phlebobranchia, Cionidae.